Molecule: messenger RNA, 1038 nt
Organism: Sparassis crispa
Lineage: Eukaryota; Fungi; Basidiomycota; Agaricomycetes; Polyporales; Sparassidaceae
Exons: 8
Coding region: 1-1038 (345 amino acids)
Source: RefSeq, a predicted model, not a curated record
AUGUCUCACAAGACGUCCAUCCUCCUGAUAGGCGCGACAGGUUAUAUUGGAGGCUCUGUACUCACUCGCCUGAUGAAGCACCCCAACGCAUCCAACUUUGAUAUAACUGUGCUCGUACGUUCCGAAGAGAAGGCCAAGAAGCUCGAGGCAUUUGGGGUUCACACCGUCAUUGGUUCAUUCGGUGAUACCGAAAAACUGGAAGCUUUGGCCAGCAAAGCCAGUAUCGUUUUCAACUGCGCAGAUGCAGAUGACCUAGGCGCUGCGCGAGCAAUCCUGCGGGGAAUGCAGAAAAGGCAUACCGAGGCUGGUGAAAUUCCCACUUUGAUCCACACUUCAGGAACAGGCAUUGUCACUGAUAAUGCUGCCGGGAUGUACCCCAUGUCCACUAUCUACUAUGACUCCGAUCCCGACCAGAUCGAGACGCUUUCCCCCACGCAAAUGCACCGAAAUGUGGACCUCAGCAUCGUUAACGCAGACGCCAAAGGGACCAUCAAGUCCUACAUCAUUCUGCCGUCUGACAUCUACGGUUUGGCUUCCGGCUCCCUGGUAAACGCGGGAAUUAUGAACCCACACUCGGUGCAAAUUCCUCUGCUGAUCAAGGCGAGCCUGGAUCGUGGCCGCGGCGGUAUGGUGGGCGAGGGCAAGAAUAUCUGGCCCAACGUGCAUAUCGACGAAGUCGCGGACCUGUAUAUUGUGGUGUUCGACGCGGUGAUGUCCGGGAAACCCAUAGGCCAUGGCCGCGAGGGUUUCUACUUCGCCGAGAACGGCGAACACCAGCUGUAUGAUAUUGGAAAGGCAAUCGGUGCUGCCCUUGUUGACCUGGGUAUGGCGAAGUCAGACGAGCCGACGACCUUUUCGAAGGCAGAGCUGGACAAAUAUUUUGGCGGGUCUGCCGACCUGGGCACAAACUCGCGCUGCCGUGCUGAACGGUCUCGCGCCAUCGGGUGGAAGCCCGUCAAGGGGACCAGAGAUAUGCUCGCUAGUGUGAGGCCCGAGAUUGACAACAUGAUUGCCCGUCCGGAGUCAGUGAAGAUCUGA